Abrus precatorius (Indian licorice) is the source of this 543-nucleotide messenger RNA. RefSeq lists its product as uncharacterized. The transcript is spliced from 2 exons. NCBI's taxonomy places the organism in Eukaryota, Viridiplantae, Streptophyta, Magnoliopsida, Fabales, Fabaceae. The record is from RefSeq and is a predicted model, not a curated record. The coding region runs from base 1 to 543 and encodes 180 amino acids.
AUGAGCGACCAAAAGCAAAAUGAUGCGGUGUCGUCUUCUUCUUCAUCGACCUUGACGAGCGAGUCAGAGGAGGAGUUGCAGCACAUGGCAUUGGCCCCACCCUUGUGGAAGAACAGGAAGAGGCUUUCUAAGCAGUUGUCCAUGUGUGAGAAGCCCAGAGACAUUGCAUGGGAGAAAAGGAGAAAGCAAGAGCGAAGAAGAAGCGCUAAUGUGUGUGAUGAUCUCACGGAUGAGGACCUGAAUGAGCUUAAAGGCUGUAUAGAACUUGGAUUUGGGUUCAACGAGGAAGAUGGUCAGAGACUUUGUAACACGUUGCCUGCACUUGACCUAUAUUUCGCCGUUAACCGCAGGUUGUCUCCUAGCCCUGUCUCUACCCCUCAGAGCCGUUCUUCUUCCCUCGGAGGAUGUUCUUCUUUUGGAAGCCCAAGGAGUGAGUCUGACUCGUGGAAAAUUUGUAGCCCAGGCGAUGACCCGCAACAGGUGAAGACCAAGUUAAGGCAUUGGGCUCAAGCCGUCGCUUGUUCUGUCAUGCAGUCUUCUUGA